UUUCCAAGAGCAAACAUUAUAAAUGCUGGUGCAAUCAGACGAUAGCCAUUCCUCUCUAAAGUCAAUCUUUUGCUCUGCCCACCUUUACUUUGUCACACACCCCCUCUCCUUCUCACUUUAGCUCACCUCUAGCUCUCCCUUUCAGCACUCUUACCUUCUCUCACUUACUCUCUUUCCAUCCUCCGGAUCCCUGCUGCCGUCAGAGUACCUUCUUGCUUCCAGACGCUUCAAGACAGCAGGAGGCAAGAGAAGCACUAAACUGACAAACAACUGGGUCAUCAUGCAGGUUAUAAGAAUCCAGUUAGUGGUGUUUAUACAAUUUUUUGCUAUCUUUAUAGUAGGUACAGAAAGCCAGUGUCCUAGUCCAUGUCACUGUCACGGUGACCUACAGCAUGUUAUCUGUGACAAUGUCGGCCUGAAGAAGAUCCCUCGCAUCACUGAGGCCACUCGCCUCGUCAACCUGCAGCACAACAACCUGGGUAUGCUCCCAACUGGGGGCUUCAGCGAAAUGAAGGGUCUCGUCUCCCUGCACCUACAGCACUGCCAGAUCCGUGAGAUUGCCACUCAGGCCUUCAAGGGCCUCAAAAAGCUCAUUUACCUUUACCUUUCGAACAACGAAAUCAGCAGCAUAAAACCUGGAGCCUUUGAGGACCUAACUGAGCUCACCUACCUUUACCUGGAUGGGAACCAAAUCUCAAGUCUUUCAAAAGGCAUCUUCUCCCCUAUGAUCAACCUAUUUACCCUACAGCUUGAUAACAACAAGAUCCGAGACCUGCAAACAGGUACCUUUGUUGGCGCUAAGGACCUUCGCUGGCUGCAUAUCAGUAACAAUGAGCUAAGGUCAAUGCAGCCUGGCUCUCUUGAUGAAGUGGAGAACCUGGCCACUCUCACUCUGGACCAAAACAAGCUGUCUUUAUACCCUAUCGAGGCCAUGAGCAAGCUACGUGUUGUUGAGGAGCUUAAUUUGUCCAAGAACCCACUCACCUUCAUUCCUGACUAUGCAUUCAGGAGCUUUGGACGCUAUAUAGAGAAACUGUAUCUUAAUGAUAUGGGCCUGGAGAAGUUUUCCAACGCAGCUUUUGAGGGUGUGACAGCUCUAAGAUCUUUGCAUCUUGAGAACAACAAGCUGAGGAUCCUACCAAGCAACCUGGUUUUUACCAACAUGCAGAAUCUCACCCUGUUCAACAACCCAUGGAGCUGCACCUGCAAUCUAGCCAACCUUAGAAAAUGGAUGGACUCCAGUCGUCAUCGUCCUGAUGCAAUUUGUGCAUCACCUCCAAGUCAGAAAGGGAAGCAAAUCAGAGACAGCACUGCCUUUAGCAAGUGCAAAAUAAAGAAAGACAAGAAGGGAUCACAUCAGUGAAAAGGAGACUCAGAGGAAAUGUCUGUCCAGGGGACUGGCCUCGUGUCCAAACAACAGACACAAAGCUACUUUCUACUUCAGGACUGUUCAUUUUUUUCAAGUUCUAUAAAAUGGCAUGCAUAUGAACAUUCAAUUUAUAACAAAUAAAAUGACAAGCAAAAGUAUGUGUUUGUCAGGAAAACAGACUAAUUCUACACUACACUUUAGAGACACAGAGAGCUAUACACAUGCUGUGACCCUACUCUAAACACUGAGGAUUGUAGAUGUAGCUGUAGUAACAUUUAUAAUGUCAAAAUAACAGAGCUGGAAUUUCUUAAUCCCCAUGAGGC
This is a messenger RNA of Ictalurus punctatus (channel catfish), 1692 nucleotides long. RefSeq names its product chondroadherin (gene chad). The transcript has 4 exons. Bases 281 to 1363 code for a protein of 360 amino acids. The record is from RefSeq and is a predicted model, not a curated record. NCBI's taxonomy places the organism in Eukaryota, Metazoa, Chordata, Actinopteri, Siluriformes, Ictaluridae. Gene Ontology annotation, cellular component: extracellular matrix. Gene Ontology annotation, molecular function: protein binding.